Eucalyptus grandis is the source of this 1708-nucleotide messenger RNA. Its product is annotated as alpha-1,3-arabinosyltransferase XAT3. The record is from RefSeq and is a predicted model, not a curated record. NCBI's taxonomy places the organism in Eukaryota, Viridiplantae, Streptophyta, Magnoliopsida, Myrtales, Myrtaceae. The transcript is spliced from 3 exons. Bases 173 to 1552 code for a protein of 459 amino acids. Gene Ontology annotation, molecular function: glycosyltransferase activity.
CUUACGAAAUUGAAUCUGCCGAUUAGAUCGAACUGCCCUAGUUGCAGAGGCAGAUGUACGCAAGAAUCUUUAAGAAAGAAUGAGACCCCUCAACCACAAUGAAUUCCUCAAUUCAGGGUUUUCAGUCUAUUAAAAUUUGCAGACUCGGCCAUGUGCUUUAGCUCGGCAGAGUAUGGGGAAGGAGUCGAAGCGCCCAGUGCUCGGAGCAGCGUGGACGGGUUGUUUGCUCAUCGCGGUUUCGCUCUGUAUUGCGCUUCUCGUAUUGAAGGACGAGCCAUUUCUAUCAUGGAGGAAUCAGAUUCCAAAUUGGAGGGGCAACGGUGAUGCCGGAGAGCUAGGCGAGGUCACCGGAGACAGAGACGCUCUCGAGGAUCUGCUAAGAAGACUAGUAAGAGGGGAAGAGAGAAACCAACUUCAGGUUGAAGGGUUCACAUGUCACUUUGACCUACACACCGAAAUGUGUCUCUCAGCUAAACCCGUUAGGAUCUCCAAUGGCGGUUUGACUGUUCACGUACGGUCGGAUGGAUCUCAGUUCAGGCGCUUGAUUCGACCCUAUGCGAGAAGAGAAGACAGGGGGGCAAUGAAACUAGUCACUCAGGUCCAGAUACUUCACAGGGACGCAGCUAAUUUACCGGCCUGCAAUUUCAUGCACAGCACCCCAGCAGUGAUCUUCUCGACGGGCGUCACCGGAAACACCUUCCACGAGUUCAGCGAAAUCAUCAUUCCCUUGUUCCUCACCUGCCAGCACUUCCGCUCGCAGCUGAAGUUCGUCGCCACCGAUUACAACCAAAGGUGGAUUCAGAAAUAUUCAAGUAUUUUGAACCGCUUGUCUGAUUACGAGGCUCCCAAUUUAGCCGAUGGGAGCGUUCACUGCUUUCCAGGGGCAGUUGUGGGACUUAGGUACCACGGCAAUUUAGCCCUGAACACCAGCGACGUCCCCGGAGGACACUCCAUGCGUGAAUUCAGGCAAUUCCUCAGAGAAUCCUACAAUUUGAAGACCAAGAACGUGCACGAGAUCGGAAAGCUACGAAAGCCGGUCCUGAUCCUCAUUUCCAGGAGUAACUCGAGAAAAUUCCUGAAUGAGGACGCCAUCAUGGAACUGGCGCAGGAGUUGGGCUUCCAAGCAGUGAUGGCAGGGCCUAGUACGAUAUCGAAUCUAGAGCAGUUUGCGAAGAUGGUUGGUUCGUGCAGCGUUCUCAUCGGUGUCCACGGUGCCGGUCUUGCCAACGAGAUCUUUUUGCCGGAUGGCGCAGUGGUAGUUCAGGUGGUUCUACUAGGACUAGAGUGGGCUUCAACCAACUACUUCGAAAUUCCGGCUACCGCAAUGGAUCUGCAAUAUCUGGAGUAUAAGAUAGAGCCCCAGGAGAGCUCUCUCGCUGAAGAAUACGGGCUCGAUCAUCCGGUGAUUGUUGACCCUUUAUCGGUCUUUGCCAAGGGGUACCCAGCAGUUAGGGCUGUGUAUGUUGAUGGCCAGAAUGUGACGAUCAACUUGGAUAGAUUUAAGGGCACACUGGUGGAAGCAAAGAGACGGGUUGGACAUUCCACGACUUAGGGCUGAGUUCACCGUCAUUACAUAGCAGAAUGCAACAUUGUUGGCUUUCUGUCACCUGUUCCUGGAUAUGCACAUGAACUUCUACAUUGCAGCAAAAUUCUAUUGUUUAAAACGGAACCAUUUUCCGUAUUGGUUUAUUACAAAUAUUGUUGGUAA